UAUCAGUUCACCUGUCUGCUGGGAUUUUAGAGGUGACAGAAACUUGCUAUAAGGAUUAACCUGGAUUGUGUUUUGUGGUGCAAUAAUCAAAGGGCAUACUGCUAAAAGGACAUAGCCAUGGAGUGGAGGAUUAUAGUACCUGUACUUUGUCUCAUUGGAAUCCUACUUGUACCAGGAAAUGCUGAUCAGAACAUUACCGAUAGCAGCAACAGUACUUCUGGAAAUCUAACUACAAAUCAGCCUGCACCUUCAAUUCAAAAUGCAACAACGAAUCUAACUGCAUCUACAAAUCAGCCUGCACCUUCAAAUCAAAAUGCAACAACGAAUCUAACUGCAUCUACAAAUCAGCCUGCACCUUCAAAUCAAAAUGCAACAACGAAUCUAACUGCAUCUACAAAUCAGCCUGCACCUUCAAAUCAAAAUGCAACAACGAAUCUAACUGCAUCUACAAAUCAGCCUGCACCUUCAAAUCAAAAUGCAACAACGAAUCUAACUGCAUCUACAAAUCAGCCUGCACCUUCAAAUCAAAAUGCAACUGCAAAUCAAAAUGCAACUGCAAAUCAAACUGCAUCUACAAAUCAGACUCCAAAUACAACUUCAAGUUUUAAUCAAACUACGACUCCAGCAACAACAGUCUCUACACCAGCUGCAACAGUCUCUUCCGCUCCUAAUACUGCAUCACUUAACUUAGUGUUCAGACUUACUCAAACCUUCAAGCCAGUGUUCUCCGAUCUGAAUGCUCCCGAGACCAAACAGUUGAUACUUGACAUCACCAACACGUUUACUCCAAUUUACAAGAAACGUUUUCCAAACUUAAACCGCAUGAUCAUUCAGGGCUUAAGGAAUGGCUCCGUUGUGACUGAUUCUGUGCUUGAGUUUAACACCACAGCCGGCACUGCUCCUAAUGUGACAGACGUGAAAGACACCUUUAUUUCAGCAGUUAAUUCUGGAAAUUUGAAUUUUACAGUUGAUAACACAUCCGUGAGCGUUGCUGAUAUCAAACCAACCAGUGCUCCGACAACAGUCUCUACUACAAAUCAGCCUGCAUCUACAAAUCAAAAUGCAACUGCAAAUCAAACUGCAUCUACAAAUCAGCCUGGAUCUACAAAUCAAAAUGCAACUGCAAAUCAAACUGCAUCUACAAAUCAGCCUGGAUCUACAAAUCAAAAUGCAACUGCAAAUCAAACUGCAUCUACAAAUCAGACUCCAAAUACAACUUCAAGUUUUAAUCAAACUACGACUCCAGCAACAACAGUCUCUACACCAGCUGCAACAGUCUCUUCCGCUCCUAAUACUGCAUCACUUAACUUAGUGUUCAGACUUACUCAAACCUUCAAGCCAGUGUUCUCCGAUCUGAAUGCUCCCGAGACCAAACAGUUGAUACUUGACAUCACCAACACGUUUACUCCAAUUUACAAGAAACGUUUUACAAACUUUCUCCGCAUGAUUAUUCGGAGCUUCAGGAAUGGCUCCGUUGUGACUGAUUCUGUGCUUGAGUUUAACACCACAGCCGGCACUACUCCUAAUGUGACAGACGUGAAAGACACCUUUAUUUCAGCAGUUAAUUCUGGGAAUUUGAAUUUUACAGUUGAUAACACAUCCGUCAGCGUUGCCGAUAUCACACCAACCAGUGCUCCGACAACAGUCUCUACGACAGCAGACAGCGGUCGUUCUGAGUUCAAUAUGACCUUUAAAAUGAAUGAGGUCUUCACCAAUGAACUAUCAAAUAUCAGCUCUCCUCAAGCCGUAACUCUGGCAAAGAAUAUCACUACUCAGUUUGAUGGAGUUUUAAAGAAACGUUUUUCAAACUAUGUUGACAUGAAAAUUUGGCGAUUCAGGAGUGGCUCUGUUAUUGUAGAUUCUCUAUUGGGAUUUAACAAAACUAGCACAGCUCCUACAGCGACAGAACUGGUUAACACAAUCCUUGAAAGUGCUAGAAAUGGGUCAUUCACAUUCACAGUCAGUUCACUAUCUGUUACAGACUCAACAGGAAACACUGUUAACAGGUCUCCGGUCCUGGCUAGUAUGCUGACUGCUUUGUGGAUGACGCUAGCAUCACUAGUGGUGUCAGCUGUGAUGCACUAAACACACAAAAUGAACGUGGCAUCUCUGAUCUUUUCACAUUCAGAAUCAGAAAGUCACAAAGCAAGACAAUCCAAGUUAUGAUCUAGCUGUGAUAUUUACUAGUCUUUUCUUGGUAUUUUGGUUUCUUUUGUUUACAAAAAGCAUGUUGUUUAUGUGUACGCUGAGUGGGAGAAAGAAUGAGGAUUGGUUCAUUGGAACCAAAUCUGAACAUUUCUUUAUGACACAGGAAUGGCAUAAGUGAAAGUUACCUAUAGAGCUAUUAUGUUGUAAUUCAAAAUUGAGAUUGUUUUGCUCUUCUGAAAAUGGAUUGAACCAUAAACUAUUAUUAUUUACCUACGUGUUAAUUAGAUUCUGAAGAUGUGAAAUCUAUGUAUUUAAUCUUUAAGUAAAUUGAAAAUGUUCUGCUAAAUGUUCUCUAUUAUGUUUUAUGAAGUAUAUAUUUAAUAAAAUGGUGGAAUCCUG
Messenger RNA from Carassius auratus (goldfish), 2547 nucleotides. RefSeq names its product mucin-5AC-like. Bases 118 to 2085 code for a protein of 655 amino acids. The record is from RefSeq and is a predicted model, not a curated record. NCBI's taxonomy places the organism in Eukaryota, Metazoa, Chordata, Actinopteri, Cypriniformes, Cyprinidae. The transcript has 13 exons.